GGGCUUUUUUAGAACGAAACGACACAGCUCUACAAUCGAACUUAUUCUGAACGAUUCGUUGUGAAGAGCGGACGUGUGUGUUUUCAGUGUAGCGUUUUUUACAUUUACAAAAUUAUUUGUAAUAGAAUAUACAGAUUAUGAAAACUGUAGAAUCAGAAAAACAAACAAACAAAACAAUGAACUAAUGUAAAAGCAAAACGCGAGUACUUAAAAGGCGUGUUCCCCACGUGGAACUCCAAUUAUUUUCGUUUCUUAAUUUUUAUAAUGUGUGCUUGUGUGUAAAAUAAUAAGCAGCUUUUGGGCGGCGAAGAAAAUUACCGUGAAAUUUUAGCAGUACUUGUUUUUCAAUAAUAAUUUUAAACGUAUGUGUAUGUGUGCGUGUUCGUCUCUCUCGUCCACGUAAUUCGUUGCAUUCGUUAAUUAUACAUGCGAAAAAUUUCAAAUUCCAACACAACAUAAAAAAUACACACAAGAAACACAAGUACUUUUUUUGCUUGCAAAAUUUUUAUGAAAGAAAAUAAGGCAAAAUCAAGAAAGAGUUAAAUUAUCAAUUGAGUUUGCGUACUACGACAAAUUCCAAGUCUAAGAAACGAAGAAGAAACGGGAAGAAGCAGAAGGAACGUAAUAAAAACAAAACGCGCGUCGCUUUGCUUUGUGCCCGCUCUUCGUGGGCGUAUAAAGUAAAAAAGAGCAACAAGAAGAAGAAGAAGCGAAGCUGUGCAUAAAAAGCAAACAAAAUAAACAAACAACUGAAGCGAGAGAAACAGAGAACAAAAGCGCAGGCAGCGAUCGAUUGGACAAUUUUAGCUGAAGAUGGAAAGACGUGGACGCAUUCCCGUGGCCAAGUUUCGCACUCAGGAGGCGAAGACACGAAGUCGGAGUCGUGUCCGUGAACCGGACUAUAAUGAACAGGAUCCGGAGCAUGAUAUGUUCACGCUGCUCGAGGAUAACAUAGCGCUAAAGGAGGAGAACAAGGCGCUCAAGCUCGAGAUUGAUUCUCACAAGACAACGCAGGAGGAGCAACAGUUGCAACACGAGAAACUCUGUGCUCAGCUGGAAGUGUUGCAACAACAACAACUCAAAUUUGAAUCCGAAAUCAAGGAACUGUCCUCCAAGUUCAGCAAAACACUCAACGAACGCAAUGCUCUCGACAAACUGCACAAAAUGAAGGUGGAUCAGAUUCAUAAUCUUACAAGUGAGCUGGAGCACAUGCGUGAGAAGCAGCAGGAUCAGUCUGGAGCAAAUCCUGCCGCCUCUUUAGUUGGUUCCGUGGAGCUGAAACGCAAUCUGCUAAAGAUCCUGCAACAUGGCAGUGCCGAUAGCGGCGAUGUGGCCAUCAACGAUGAUCUGGACAGUUUGAUCGAUGUCGAUAGCAGUCCAGGUGUCAACAUAACCAAUGCUUUGGUGGAGCGACUUGUUGCCGAGUUUCUGGCGCUAAAACAUGCCACAAACGGCGUCGACUUGCAACUUUAUGAGGCCAAUGAGAAGAUAGCCGAGUUAGUAGAGCAUCAACAUUUGCUUGAGGAGGAGAACGAAACGCUGCGCACAGAGAAUGGAAAUCUGACCAAGGUGGCCAAAUUGCUGACGGAGAACAUGAAGGAGAGCGUGGAGACGAGUCAAAAAAUGGAGGCAGCUUUAAUAAAACUAAAGCAGCGCAAUGAUGAGCUCACUGCCAAGACAAGGGAUCUGCCAGAUGGUCAGACAACGAUGCCAGCGAUGCCUUCACCCAACACACUUCAAUCCGAGGCGGAGGAGUUCGAGGUGAUCAAGGAUCAGGUGCAACAACAACAGCGGGAACACAAUGAACGCAUUGUGGAAAUGCAAAAUCUAAUGGAUGCGGCUAUUGCAAAAUCUACUAACGAUGAACUAAAACAAUUACAACUUAAGUUGGAAAUCCUCGAGGAGCAACUGCAGCUGGCAUUAACACGUGCCGAUCUCGCCGAGCAGCAAUUGUCGCGUUAUCAGCAGAAUGAUAAGCAUACAAUGACAACAACAACAACAGCUCCUCCACUUCCCCCUCCACCUCCUCCUCCACCACCACCUAUGCCGCAAAAAAUGCUUUACUCCGCAUCGAGUGGUGCAUUUGUUGCUGGUGUGAGUGGAAGUUUUAGCCAACACAUUGCCGGCCAUAAUUUGCAUAAAGGCGGCGGCGAUAAGAUUAUUGAUAACGUGAUGCAUCAGGUACAAGCGGAGGCAGCAACAGGUCUUGACGCUAUAGUACGAGAAUUCAAAUCGGGACGCGUUACUUUGCGUCGCAAUCGACGCAGGACGAACACAUCGGAGGCGCUCAAGGAGAUGUUCCAGGUACUGGAGAUUAGCCAGAAACAGAAUCGCAAUUCGAAGAUUUGCGUCGAUUUGAAUACAACGCGCUAAAAAAAAGAUUCGAGCCAUGUUUCUCUCUCAAUUCUGCUACUUUGGUCUCAAAUCUACAACAACGAACAUUCCAUGCAUUUUUAUCAAUACUAACUAGUAUAUAUAUUAUUUAUUUAUACACUCGACUCUUCCUCACCUCGCCCUAUAUUCGAACUAUUUAUGCCUUUGUGUGUGCCUUUUCUACCAGAAGAAAGCCAAUUUAUUCUUCUUAAAAAUUACUACUCUUUUUUAAUAAUGUUUAAACAAUGUGUUCAUCUACUAAUUAAUAAAGCAUAUUUUGCAAUAAUAUCCCAACGAAACUGAUUAAAUAAAAAAAUGUAUAACCAAAUUAAACAAAAA
This is a messenger RNA of Drosophila innubila, 2712 nucleotides long. Its product is annotated as kinesin heavy chain. Bases 814 to 2373 code for a protein of 519 amino acids. NCBI's taxonomy places the organism in Eukaryota, Metazoa, Arthropoda, Insecta, Diptera, Drosophilidae. The transcript has 9 exons. The record is from RefSeq and is a predicted model, not a curated record.